This is a messenger RNA of Cladophialophora yegresii CBS 114405, 1482 nucleotides long. RefSeq lists its product as uncharacterized. Gene Ontology annotation, biological process: DNA damage response. The record is from RefSeq and is a predicted model, not a curated record. NCBI's taxonomy places the organism in Eukaryota, Fungi, Ascomycota, Eurotiomycetes, Chaetothyriales, Herpotrichiellaceae. Gene Ontology annotation, molecular function: phosphatase activity. The transcript is spliced from 2 exons. Gene Ontology annotation, cellular component: nucleus; cytoplasm. The coding region runs from base 1 to 1482 and encodes 493 amino acids.
AUGGACCACGACCCCAAAGUCCCAACAUACCAAACGUCAGACCCCACGUCUUUUGCCCAUAAAUCCGCGCGCGAGCGCUGGCCCGCGAUCGUAACGGGCGCCAUUGACGAUGUGCACCGCACGGUGUCAUGCAUCCCGGACUCCGACAAGGACGCCCUCGCCGAGGGCAAAGCCAUCACGUCGGCGCUGGCGACCCUGAAAUACGAACUCCAACAUAAUCGCGUGCUUGGCCCCAUUGCGGACGACGGCUUCCCGGACGUGGAACUGUACAAUGACGAACUAGCCGCCAGGGGCCCGCCCACAUGGCAUAACGUCGAGUGGCUGUUCUCGGAAUGCUACCUGUAUCGACGCAUCGCGACGCUGUUCAGCACUGCGACGACGAAACCGUGGAGGGACUACGACCCAUUCUACAGGCAGAAGAUGAAGACUUUUAGAUCAUCCAGGCCGGCCGUGCUGGAGCUCUGUGCGCGCUACAGGCAGAUCGUCGAGCAAAUCCGGGCCUCGAGCCGCGAUGCGCCCGUGGGCGCCGACGUCACGGACCCGACGGAGAUCGAGGAGGCCGAAAAACUGCUGUUUGUCGAGAUGGCGGAGAUUUGUCUCUGGGGCAAUGCCACGGAUCUGUCCCUCCUGACGAGUCUGAGUUACGAGGAGAUCCAGAAAUUGCAGGGCAGCAAUGCGCGCAAGGAGAGCGAGAAGAACAUCCUGGUGAAUGAUUUCGGGGCGGCCUUCGCUGUGCUGACGCGGGCGCUCAAAGCCAAGCGGGAGAUUAGACGCGUCGACAUUGUGCUCGACAACGCCGGGUUUGAGCUGUUUGUCGAUCUGAUUCUGGCGGGGUACCUGCUCGCGACGGGCCUGGCGACCGAAGUGGUCCUUCACCCGAAGGACAUCCCGUGGUUCGUGAGCGACGUGGUGCCCAAGGACUUUUCGGCGCUGCUUUCGGCCAUGGCAGACCCAAGGGCGUUCUAUGAAGAUUCUCCGGACGCGGACGCGGACGCGGACGACGAGCCCGACAACGACAAACCGGCUCCGCUGGCCGAGGAAGAGGUCGCGAACGUGCAGUUCCUCUUCGACCACUGGAGCCACCUGCACGGUGAAGGGAAGUUGAUCCUGCGGCCGAACCGGUUCUGGACCCACGCGGGGAGUUUCUGGCGCCUGCCCGCCGUGGCGCCGGAGUUGAUGGAGGAUCUGAAGGAGAGCGAGUUGGUCGUGUUCAAGGGCGAUCUCAAUUACCGAAAGCUGACCGGUGAUGCUGCAUGGCCUGCCACCACGCCCUUCACGGAAGCCAUCGGUCCGCUUGGACCCGGUUCAGGGCUCAGAGUACUCGCGCUGCGCACGUGCAAGGCCGACGUCGUGGUCGGGUUGCCGGAAGGGAAAGACGAAGAGAUCCGCGCGAUGGAGGGAGGGGGCGGUGAUUUCGGCGCCAGGAAGUGGGCGUGGAGUGGCAAGUGGGCUGUUGUGCAGUUUUCGGACGGCAAAGCUUGA